Messenger RNA from Aplysia californica (California sea hare), 958 nucleotides. Its product is annotated as leucine-rich repeat-containing protein 61. The transcript has 8 exons. Bases 9 to 782 code for a protein of 257 amino acids. NCBI's taxonomy places the organism in Eukaryota, Metazoa, Mollusca, Gastropoda, Aplysiida, Aplysiidae. Gene Ontology annotation, cellular component: cytoplasm. The record is from RefSeq and is a predicted model, not a curated record. Gene Ontology annotation, molecular function: protein kinase binding.
GUUUACAAAUGGCGUCCGUGGAAUCAAACUCAAAUGAUGGAGUUAUAUCCAAGCAACUGCUCAAAUCUAAAAGUGGAGAAUUUGAUGUGGAAAGCAUUCAUACACUCAAUAUAAAGGAUGCUGGCAUCUCUGAUGUUGGUUGUAUUGGUGAAUGUACUUCUCUUGAGAGACUCGACCUGUCGUAUAACAACGUCAGCCGCCUCCACAAGCUUGCGGGCCUGUCAGCGUUAGUCAAGCUCAACCUAGCAGCAAAUAGAAUCUCCUCUUUAGAAGGAUUACAGUCAUUGGAGAAUUUACAGAGCCUGAAUGUGUCUGGAAAUUUGAUAGGGAGUGUUGACUGUCUUCGGUAUCUGGCUGGUCUGGAAAAAUUCACAAGUUUAAGAUUACAAGAUCCGGCAAAUGGCUUGUCUAACCCAAUGUGUAACAUGAGCUAUUUGGACGGUGUGCUGAUGAUGCUUCCUGUUUUAAUUACUUUGGAUGGUCAGCGAGUAAGGGGAAGAGGGAGUGAACUCUUUCAACUCUGUAAACACAUGGAUCAGGCUAUGUAUAAUUUCAAAUCUGUGAACGCAUCCAGUAUGCCAGAAGUUGGCCAUGAUGCCACUCAUGAUGUCGACUCACAACAGUGGAUGCUGGACAUCGGGGGAGAGGCAAAGGUACAGGAAGCAGAGGAAAACUUGAGAGCCAUGUUGGAUGGAUGUAAGCAGCUUUCUAACAAGGCAGCACUGGUUCUGUACGACUCUGAAGAGGCCAGACCUACAGAUACGUCAGAGAUAUCUUCAUGAUAGUAGAACAAAAAUGCAUUAUUUCAGAUUCACUGCCACUGUGAUACCAAUUGUGGGUAAAAUUAAAGUAUACCCUUCGAGAUUGAGUGAGAAUUAGAGCGAUAGGGAUAGAGAGCGAGAGAAAGAGAGAGAGAGAGAGAGAGAGAGAGAGAGAGAGAGAGAGAUUGAGAGAGAGA